AAUUCAUCAGGAAUCAGUGUUAAUGCUUCAACACAGGGAGGAUCAAUACAUGUACAGAAAAGUCAGAUCUUUAAUCAGUUGAAGUCACAAAAUUCUUUUAAAUCCCCUCCAGCUAUUUAUACCUCAAAAAGUUUUCAUGAACAGAGUUUAAAUAAACCAAAUUACCCAACAAAUCUUGAUUUACCUAGACAAGGCAAUGCUGUACAAAUAUCCAACACUGAAAGUUGCUACAUACAAGUGAAUGGCCCUAAAGACAAUUUUGAUGGAGAUAUAAGUAACAAUAGUAGAAUAUCCUGGCAGAACAAUACAUUUCGUAGUGACAUUCAAGACAAAAAUAAACAAAACAGACUUGAUGAAGUGGAUGGGGUAGCCCAUAAAAGUAGUGUUAGUUUUUCUCAUAACAAUUCAGUUCAGACUUCUGAAUCUCACAGUGAAGACUUAACAGACAGGUCAGUAAGAAAUUCUGCCAGAGCUUCUAUGUCAGCUGCAGCUAUAUUUAAAAAGAUAAAACUUUCAUCCCCAAGUAAAGAAUUAGAAAGCAUUUCUAUUGAAAACCAGGAAAACCAAGAUCCUGAAUCAAGUUCAAACGCCAGUUCAAAUGAUUAUGGUUAUCCUAUAGAAGUGAAUAUUCAGACUAGGAAGGAGGUAACACAUGUAGGGGCAAUGAAUCGUCAAGAGGACUCUAUACAAGAGGCACCAUUUGAAAGAGUUACGAAUCGGAAUGAUAUAAUGCAGGACCAUGGUUUACAGAUAUGUAAGGAUGAUGAAGAACUGGACACUUCCAUAUACAAACUUUAUAGCUGGAUCAUCAAACCUAUCCCUGAAGUUAAAGGGAUCUGUGUUGAAGGGAAAAAGAAUCCAAAUGAUGAUCAGUUUUUUCAAAGUAGUAUCGUGACAACCCGUAUUAAGAAGAAUGUAGUGAGAACAUUAAAUGGAUCAAAGUAUAGAUUGAUUGGGAAUAUUGAAAAACUUGAUGCUUUGGAUGCAGGUAUUACUGAUGAUGUUGUGAAAGUCUUUAUUAAAGGUUUCCCACUUCAAUGGAAAGCCAAAAUCUCAGAGUACUUUGAUAAGGUGAAAUUUGUUGAUGAGACACAAAAAACACUUGAUGGAGAAAGAGUAGAAGCUGAAGCAGUAAAUGAUAUUGUACUUGAUGAUAAGAUUCCUAACAAGACUGAUCAUCAACAAGAAUCAACAGACAGGAUUUCAAGUGAAAAUGUCCUGACAGACUGGAUUAUUAGACCUAUAGGAACAUCAGAUAUUUGUGUUGAUGGUAAAAAGAGUGGUACAGAAGAAUACUGGCAUAGCACUGCUAUAGAUUACAUCAUAGACAAAAGAACCUUGGUUACAACUUCAGGGACUGUCUAUAAAAUACAGGGUCAAAUAUCCCAGCUGGACAUGUUAGAAUCAGGAUUUUCAAAGAGAGUUAUUAAGAAGUUUAUUAAUGGUUUUCCUAAAUCUUGGAAGAAUUAUGUAAAAGAACAUUUUAAUGGUUUAAGUAGACGUAGUGGGUCAGAGCGUUACUUAACACCCAAAGCACAGAAGCCAGGAACAUCUGAUGUGUCUUCUGAAGUUUACACACCCACUGGGAUGGUGUAUGAAUUGGGCAGUUUGAAGACAACACGGAGUGGAAGAGUUGUUAAACCUACUCUAGCAUGGUGGGCCGGUCAGAGGGUUAAAACUUAUGAUGACAACACAUUUGAAACAACAUACAUUUCAUCACACACUCCAGAAAUAUUGAAAGAAAUGUCUGAAACUUAUAAAGCAAGGCAUCUGAGUACAUCAACAAACAAAAGAGCCAAAAGUUAUAGCAGUGACAGCUCUGUAGCUGAGAAAUCUAAAAGUACAGAUAAAAAAUUGCUAGUGAAAAAUAACAAAAGUGCAAAAGGGAUUUUGGAUAGACAGGACAAGCAAAAAAGAUCAUCAAAACAAGAAAAAAAUGAAACUAAUAGUUGUGGCAAUAAAAACUUUAGAUCACAUGAUCAAUCAGACUCCAGGACCACAGGAUAUAGCAAAACUACACAGAUUUCCUCUUUAAAUAAUAAACCUGAAACUGACGAGGAUCUUGAUAGUUUGGUAGAAGAUUUAGAUAACACUGUCAGACAGGCAAAAUUGAAAAGAAAAACACCUGUGGUAAGAAAAGAUACAUGUUACAGUCGUACAGGCAAAUCACAAAAGAGUUCUAAAAAGACUUCUGAUGAUACAUACUCAGUAGAUUUAGAUCAAGAUUUUGAAGAGGACACCAACGUUAAAGGUCAAAAGUCUAAUUUGACAUCUAAGAAAGGUCAUAAAAGUACAGAUUCUUCAAAAUCAUCUGUAGUGCAAAAUAAGAAUGGUUAUAAGGGUACUAAUUCUAGAAAACUUGAAAAGCAAAGUAAAAAGAAAUUAUCAGACAUUCCGAAGUCACUUAAACAAAGAUCAAAUAAUCAAAGAAAGAAGAAUUGUAUUUCUUCAGAUGAAGAAUCUAGUGAUGAUGAUGAUUUUAGUAAGAAGACUGGCAGUGUUAAGAACUCAGAAGAUUCAGAUCCAGAUUUAGUAGAGGACACAAACAUUAAAGGUCAAAAAUCUAAUUUGACAUCAAAGAAAGGUCAUAGAAGUACAGAUUCUUCAAAAUCAUCUGCAGUUCAAAAUAAAAAUGGUAAUAAGAUUACUGCCUCUAGAAAACUUGUUGAGCAAAGUAAAAAUAAAAGAUCAGAUAUUUCAAAAUUGAAUGAAAAUUUCAAGAAAAAAGAGAUAACUUCAAUGUCACUUCGAGAAAGAACAAAUGAUUAUAAUGAAAGGAUGAAGAUUUGUAUUUCUUCUGAUGAAGAAUCUAGUGAUGAUAAUGAUUUUAGUAAGAAGACUGGCACUGUUAAGGCUAAGAGAACACAAAGCAGGAUUAAUAAACCAUCGGAGAAAUCAAAGGAUGAGCAAGUCAGUAAGAAAAAGACUGGUACCAGUAAAGCAAAAGAUAAACAAAAUAGUGCACAGAAAAUGUCACAAAAUUUGAUUGAGGAAUUAUUACCAUGGUCCAGACAGGAAGUUAGCAUUCUAAAUAAUGCAAUAGCCAGUAUACCAGGAGAUGAUCCCUCUUUUUGGGAGAUUGUCUCAGAGAAAGUUGGUACACGGACGAGUGAAGAAUGUAUUGCAUGGUACUACAAAGAUGUCCCUAAGUCUACAAAGAAAAGAAAAGUCAAUAAUACAGUGAAACCUAAUGAAGUUAGAGCUAUAACAGCAGGGAAAGGUACUCUAAAGAGAAAACAACAGCUUAGAGAUCUGAUAGAACACCAUAAUGAUGGCUAUGAGGAUGAUUUAUUUGAUUCUACUCCAUAUAGGAACCAAGGCAAUGUUAAGGUACCAAAACUGAUGGAUGACAGUGAUGGUGACAUAUUUGAAGAGAUGUCCAGAAAACAUCCACACCUUCUCAACAAGAUAUACACACCACUGACCAGGGUCCACCUCGAUCCAGUCUCAGAGAAAAAGACACCAGCUACCUCCUUAGAAAGUCCCUGGACUAAUAUUGACAGGAAAGAUGCUGAUCAUUACAUCCAUCAGCUGCAGAAGAGACGUCAAAUGAAGGGGCGUAAAAUAUUAGAUAAAUCUCAAACCCCUGUCAACAAGAAAUACCAAAAAACAACAGCAUCACCCACCAAGAAUUUGUUUGGAAAGUCAUUUGACAGCCAGAGCUUGUUCAUGGAUGAUGCAAGCUCUUCGGAAAAUCAUGACAACUCAGAAGAAGAAGCUGAUUAUUAUUUCUCUGACAUGGAAAAUUGAUUAUAAGGAGGAUUCAUUUUUUACUCAUACACUUUUAUUUCACUGUGCAAUCAUUUUAUUUUUCUUCUGGCAUUUAUCUUAAAUUUUAUCUAGAUUUAUCAACAGUCAUAUUUAUUUUGUAUACAAAUGCAUUCAUGUUCUUACAUCCUGAUUGUGUACAGUAUAUGAGCAGUAUACGAGUCCCAAACUGAGUCAGUUAUUCUACAGUAGCAUCAACUUUAAUAAGUUUUCAUUCAAGGUGUGUUUAUGAAGAUUUAAUAAUGAUAGACCAUUGAUAUAUUAUAUGCUAUUGCAUUAGCAGACUGCAAGGAGAUAUGAGGCUUCACCCUUUAAUAAUAUUUGAGCGACAUAAUUUUUUUUACUUUGUUCAAAUGUAUAGUUUUCUGAUAAAGUGUGUUUAUAAUGCAAUGCUUAUACCAGACCAUUAAUAUUUGGUAUGGUGUUGCAGCCCCAUUUCUGCAUUUCAUCUUUAAAGAGAAAACGGCUUUUCCCUCAAAUGUUUAUGUAACUUUUGAAGUUUUACAUUGUUCAAAUGUUAGGUGUCUUAAUUAAGUGUAUUUUAUGGCCCUCAGACUUAGGUUGGGGCCAUAUAUUUUUACCCUUAUCUGUCAUUCCAUCAUUUCGCAGCGAACAGUUAUACAGACUUUUAUUCCAAAUGCCUUCACAUAUUGAUCUGAUUUUUAGUAUGUGAGUCUACAAUGAUGAGUUACAGAUUGAGAUCACAUUUGCUUUUGCUCCACUGAUUUUUGUAGAAAUUAUGGGCUUUGGACGUUGAAAAUUUUGUAAAAAUAACAGUUAUACAGACUUUUUUUUCUAAACGCCUUCACAUAUUGAGCUGAUUCUUAGUUUGUGAGUCUACUAUGAUGAGUUACAUAUCGAGUAUACAUUUGGUCGGCUCCACUGAUUUUUGCAAAAUUAGGGGCUUUGGACUUUCCACUCCCAAGAAGACUUCAAGCUUUUUUGCAAGCGGGCCACUCGUGUCAUUCAGACACAUCUAGUUUUAGAAAGUUUUCCAAUAGACCAUUGAUAUUUGCUUUGUUAUUGCAUUCAAACUCAUGCAUUUCAGUUCCACAAGCAGUAUAUUAGGCCCCACACAUUCAGUUACUUUUGCAUUUUUCAUUUCUUUAAAUGUUUUUCAUUAAGUUAAACAUCAUUAGAUUAGUUUAGUCAUGCUCCACUAAAUUUGAAGUAAGUAGUGUACUACAUUAUUCUGGAAAGGUGAAAUGAAAGACCUACCAAUUAGUUAGUAUUUGCUUUAAUGUUUCUCUGCACACAGUGUUUAUUUGUAAGACUAAAAACUAACUGGUUAAGAAUAAUAAUUUUAAAUACACCACUCAAUUUGUCAUUGUUACAGAUUUUUGAUAGAUGAUUUUAUAAGUACUUGGUUAUAGACACCCAGUAAUAUGGCAAUUUAUCCAAUUACUGAUUUAGAUGAUAAAUGUAUUAGACAUAUUCUAAUAACAGUUUUGUUUAUGCUAUGAUUCAUUAUGUUAUACAAUUACUUACUCUGAAAUAAGUUGCGAUCAUGAUUUUAACCCCUUAAAGAGACAAAGACAAGGUGUAUAAAGCUGUUAAAGGGUAGGUAAAUUCAAGUUGCAAUUCAUUAAUUCAUUACUUGCUUAUAUCAACCUUGUCUGCCCAAGAAUAGGUCAAACUUGUCAAUGUUAUGAGAAUUUAAGGUCAAAAUUAUUAUCAAAUGUUCAAAUGUAAUGACUUGCAUUAACUUGUUUCCCCAUUUUCAUUCUUACUUCAAUUUCUUUCAUCAAAUCAACAGAAUAACUUUUUUGUCCCAAAUUAAUUUAUACAUUAAUAAAUAUAUUUUGUAGUUUUUGUCUUACCUGCGACAAAGUUGCAGAAUGUGAGACAUAAUGAUACUAACCUGGCAGCAUUGGAGUUUGUAGAAAGCUUUUAAUAUCAGAAAUUAUAACUCUUAAGCUGGAAUACCGAAGCCCUUAUAGUCUAAGGAUAAGGUCUUCCAUAAAUCUGUUGUCUAUGUCCUCAUUUUCAUGGUACAAUGACAGCUUAAAAAAAAAUGUAUUAUUUUUGUCCCCCGCGUAUGCAUUAAGGGGGACAUAGAAAUACCGAGCGUCCAUCCGUACGAUCUUGUUAGCGCUCUCAUGUGUACAGUUCUUGCCAGUUUUUCAUGAAACUUAUAUCAAAGGUUUGUAUUAGCAAUGUCUUGGACGAGUUUGAAAAACAGUGCAGAUCAAUUAUUUUUAAAAGAGUUAUGACCCUUAGAAACAUUAAUUAUAUGGAAAGUUGCAUCGUUAGCGCUCUCAUGUGAACAAUUCUUAACAGAUUUUUAUGAAACUUAUAUCAUAGGUUUAUAUCAGCAAUAUCUUGGACGAGUUUGAAAAUCAGUGGCUGUCAAUUUUUUUUAAAAGAGUUAUGCCCCUUGGAAAUAUUGAUUAUAUGGAAAAUUGCAAUUUUAGCACUCUCAUGUGUACAAUUCCUGCCAGAUUUUUAUGAAACUUAUAUCAUAGGUUUAUAUCAUCAAUGUUUUUGAUGAGUUCGAAAAUCAGUGCCGAUCAAUUAUUUUUAAGAGUUAUGCCCCUUGGAAAUAUUGAUUGUAUGGAAAAUUGCAUUGUUAGCACUCUCAUGUGUACAAUUCUUGCCCGGUUUUUAUGAAAUUUAUAUUACAGUUUAUAUCAUCAAUGUCUCAGACAAAUUAAAAAAAAUCAGUACCGAUCAACUUUUUUAAAAGAGUUAUGUCCCUUGGAUAUAUUGAUUAUAUGGAAAAUUGCAUUGUUGUACAAUUCUUGCAAGAAUUUUAUGAAACUUAUAUCAUAGGUUUAUAUCAGCAAUGUAUUUGAAAAUCAGUGCUGAUCAAAUAUUUUUAACAAGUUAUGCCCCUUGGAAAAAUUAAUUAUAAUGGAAAUCGCAUUGCAUUUGCUCUGAAGCCUUCAUUUCUCAAAGAAAUUUAUAAAUUGUUUUAUUUAGUUAUUGACCUUGGAUAGAUAAAAUAUGUGCAAUGCGGGGGACAUUGGAACUAUGUUCUUUUAUAUCACAUGAUUUUUUCUAAUAUCAUCGGUAGAAGGACAACCAAAUUUGGUGUAUAGAACAUUUCUAUCACACUGGGUUCGUCAGAUUUUAGAUCUUGCCCUCAUUUUUAUGGUUUAUUGGUCAUAGUUAAGUUUUCAUAAUUAGGUCCAUUUCUCAGAUACUAUAUAAAAAAAUGAAGACACGAUAGAUACCAAAGGAACAUUCAAGGAAAUAUAAGGUAUUGUCAAUUCUGUAAUGUGUCUUUAGAAUACUUGUACAUGUCCAUCUGACAAGGUUUAUCUGACCUGGAUAUCAUUUUCAUGGUUCAUUAAUUAUGUUCAGUUGAUUUGAUAUCUGUAUUAAACCUUCAUCUCAAAGACUUUCAACAUCAAUUGAAAUCAAUCAGUAAUGCAGUCAAGACUCUUCAGCAUGUUCACUUUUGUUUUAAAUUUGUUUUUGUAAAAAAGUUUUAUAAUUUAUUUUUAAGAAUGAUUCAUUUAAAUAUACAGUAAACAGGUGUCCUGCAAAUUAAUUUUACAAUGAAUUUGUUGUCAUUUUUUAUUGUUAUUCUAUAAUUGUUACAUGUACAGUGUAAAGAAUCAACUUUUAUAUGUAUAUAGUGUAAUUUACGACUAAUGUAAAAAUUGUGGACUUUAAAAUUGAAUAUUAUCUAUUAUAUGUAAUAUUGUAUGAUACAAUCGUAUAAUCAUUCUACAGUAAAACCUUCAUCCUAAUUGAUUUUGGUGAUGGCUUAAGCUAGAUUCCGCUGCAUGAAAAUCUCAUUCAAAGACCUUAUAUUAUAUCCCCACUCUAGGAAUGUGGGCUAUAUUGUAUUCACCUUGUUCGUCUGUAUGUAUGGUACCUCUGUAUAGAGUGGCUUUAUAUUUGGUCAGCAGCUUAAAAGUGAUGACUUGUAAUGUGUGAGCACUUCUCAGGUCUGUAAGACACCUUUUUCCUGUUUGCCAAUACUUUGAAUUUUUUUAUUAUGUUAAAUGAACUUAAAAUUUUUCAUCACUCUUUUAACAGGUACUAAUAAACAGAAUUACUUCCUGUUAAGUCUGAGCUUGACAGUGAUAAGUUGUAAAGUGUUAGCCCUUUUCUGAUCUGUCAUACACCCAUUUUCUGUGUGUGUAUAUUUGAUCAGCAUCUAUAGUGAUGAGGCUUAACGUGUUAGCACUUUUUGGAUUUGUCAGACACCUAUUUCUUGAUUUCAGAUACUUUAAAUUACAAGUGAGGGUAUGCUUACCAUUACAAUGCAUGCAUUCUAGUUCAAAAUUGUUUUUUUUCCCUGAUAUAUUUUAGUGUCAACAAAAUUAUAAAGGAUGUGGUUGAACUUGAAAAUGGUCACACAAAAUAGUAUUAAAAAGGUAUCUGCUUUAUUACCAGGUUUUUUAUAGUGUAAGGGUAGCAAAGGUCUUUGUGAAAAAAACUGGUCACUUUAACCUUCAUUUAUGUAUAAAUGUCUUGUUGAGUUUUAUUGAUUGAUUAAUGGUUGCUUACCGUCCAGUGGCAAAUAGUGCAUGCAUGUUCAGGACGAAGUUAUGUUAAUGUUUUAUAUUAAUGUCCAGAUCUAAGGGACUACUGUUUUAUAGGAAUAAUAUCUUGUCAGUAGGUAGAGCUUUUUAGAAUGUUUCAUUUUAGAUUAACAAUUGGUAUAGCAUCCUAUUUAUGAUUAGGUAUUUAGAUAGGAAUGCACACUCCCAUAUACAUGACAGUCUGGAUGGGUUUUAUAGAAUAGAGAUUAACAGGCAAAAAAUAAUGUAGAGAAAAAAAUAAAAGGAAUUUAAAGAAUACAGACAGAUAGAACCCGUCUAUACCCUCAUAAAUUCAGUGAUAAAGCAACUAAUUGUUUGGUUCUGCUGCACUUAUGUAUUUCUGUUGUAUCUUCAAAUUAAGUUUUCAACAAAAAAAAAUCAUUGUUAAGAGAACUAACUAUUUCACAUUUUGUCAUGUUAGGCCUUUUAUAGUUCACUAUAUGGAUUUUGCUCAUUAUUGCCUAUAGUUGCUUACCAUACAUUUUCAUUAAUUGGACUAUGGUUGAUUGUUGUCUCAUUGCCACUCAUACCAUAACUUCUUACCAUUACAAUGUAUUGUGAAAUGACAUUGCCUAAUAAUAAUUAGAUUUAUCAUGUGCUGUUGAGCAUCUAUAUAGCCUUAACUGCCGUCGCCAAUGUUAUAGCUUACACCAAUCUCACUACUAUAAUAUUGGAAUGAUAAGUGUGACAAUGUAGUUGUUAAUAGAUGCACUGGAAUUAAAUGUGAAAAAAAUUCUCAGAAAAGUGAUUUUACUUCGUUCUUAAGUUUUUUUAUUAUUGUUUUAUAAUUCCAUGAAAUGUAAUUGCUUUACAAUUUUAGGACACAUGUCAUCUAGUGAAAGACUGCUUUUUAAUAAAGCUUAAAACAA
Messenger RNA from Mytilus californianus (California mussel), 9136 nucleotides. Its product is annotated as mis18-binding protein 1-like. The transcript is spliced from 14 exons. NCBI's taxonomy places the organism in Eukaryota, Metazoa, Mollusca, Bivalvia, Mytilida, Mytilidae. Bases 478 to 3750 code for a protein of 1090 amino acids. The record is from RefSeq and is a predicted model, not a curated record.